This is a messenger RNA of Sinocyclocheilus rhinocerous, 2045 nucleotides long. Its product is annotated as rhodopsin kinase-like. The coding region runs from base 249 to 1940 and encodes 563 amino acids. Gene Ontology annotation, cellular component: cytoplasm. The transcript is spliced from 8 exons. Gene Ontology annotation, biological process: signal transduction; regulation of opsin-mediated signaling pathway; visual perception. Lineage: Eukaryota; Metazoa; Chordata; Actinopteri; Cypriniformes; Cyprinidae. The record is from RefSeq and is a predicted model, not a curated record. Gene Ontology annotation, molecular function: ATP binding; rhodopsin kinase activity.
GGUGGAUCUGUCUGAGUGUGUGUGUGUUGCAGGGCUUAUUGUUCGCUUUGCCAUCAGACUCAAGACGUCGUGCUGGAUCCAUUGGUCACUGUCCGUUCCUCUGCAUCUCAUGAUCUAAUCCCACACUUCUUCUCCGGUGAGGACCAGUCUCACGGCGCUGAGCUCCAAUGCUCUCGCUGUGACCCUUCAGCUGCCAAUCUCGUCUUGCUCUCACUCCGAAAGUCCCAGUUCAGUUCCUUCGCCUCGCCAUGGACAUCGGUGGCCUGACGACGGUGGUGGCCAACUCGGCAUACAUCUCGGCCCGUGGCAGUUUCGACGGCACGGCUAACCCGGCGGCCAACCGAGACAAGAAGUACCAUGCCAAACUCAAGCUGCCCCACAUCACGGUGUGCGAAGGUCUGAGAGAAACUCUGGAUCUGCAGUUUAAGAGCAUCUGCGUGGAGCAACCCAUUGGUAAGCGACUGUUUCAAGAGUUUCUGGAAACCACCAACGAGUAUAAAGGCCCUUGUCGACUCUGGAAGGACAUCGAGGCGUAUGACACCGCCGAGGAUAAAGACCGAGCUCAGAAAGCAGCCAAAAUCCUCCAGCGCUACAUGGAGCCUUCGGCCAAGCACUUCUGCCCGUUUUUACCCGAGAACGACAUCACCAAGGUGAAGGAGCGGCACGAGGAGGCGGCGGAUGACCUGUUUGUGCAGAUCCUGGCCAGCGUUUUCAACUUCCUCAAAGAGGUUCCCUUCACCUUCUAUCUAGAGACCAUGUACUUUAAGCGGUUCCUCCAGUGGAAGUGGCUGGAGAUGCAGCCCGUAGCCGAGGACUGGUUCCUGGACUUCCGUGUUCUGGGUAAGGGUGGAUUCGGAGAGGUGUCCGCCUGUCAGAUGAGGGCCACGGGGAAGCUGUACGCCUGCAAGAAGCUCAACAAGAAGAGGCUGAAGAAGAGGAAAGGCUAUGAGGGCGCCAUGGUUGAGAAGCGGAUCCUGGCUCGAGUUCACAGUAGAUUCAUCGUGACGCUGGCUUACGCCUUCCAGACCAAAACAGAGCUGUGUCUGGUGAUGACCAUCAUGAACGGAGGAGACCUGAGGUACCACGUCUAUAAUGUGGAUGAGAAUAACCCAGGGUUUUCUGAAGCCAGAGCGUGUUAUUAUGCUGCUCAGAUCAUUCAAGGACUGGAGCAUCUUCACCAGAAGAGAAUCAUCUACAGAGACCUGAAGCCAGAAAACGUUCUGCUGGAUAAUGAAGGGCACGUCCGUAUCUCUGACCUCGGCUUGGCUGUGGAGCUCGCAGAUGACCAGCUCAAGACCAAAGGCUACGCUGGAACUCCAGGGUUCAUGGCCCCGGAGCUGCUCAAGGGUGAAGAAUAUGAUUACUCAGUAGAUUACUUCACUCUCGGGGUCACGCUGUAUGAGUUCAUCGCCGCUAAAGUACCCUUCAGGACUCGAGGAGAGAAGGUGGAGAAUAAAGAGGUGAAGAAGCGGAUCCUGAACGACCCGGUGACCUACCCAGAAUCCUUCAGUGAGAAAGCCAAGUCCAUCUGUGAGGCUCUGCUGGCUAAAGAGGUGGACAAGAGACUGGGCUUCAAGAGCGGCUCGUGUGACGAGCUGCGCGCGCAUCCCUUCUUCAGCGAAAUCAACUGGAGGAAACUCGACGCAGGGAUUCUGCCGCCUCCUUUUGUACCGGAUUCCAAGACGGUCUACGCCAAGAAUCUGGACGACGUGGGCGCUUUCUCCACGGUGAAGGGGGUCUGUCUGGAGGACGAUGACAAGACGUUCUGCGAUGAGUUUGCGUCGGGAAACAUCCCCAUCCCCUGGCAGGAGGAGAUGAUCGAGACGGGCAUCUACGGCGAGCUGAACGUGUGGGGUCCAAACAGCACGGUGCCCAACGACCUGCGCAGAGAAUCCAUCCUGGAGCCGCUGCCCAAAUCCUCCACCUGCAGCAUCUCAUAACCAGAGCAGCACCGAACCCUCAGAUAGAGCACUUCAGCUUCAGCUGUGACUCUGGAGCACAAAACCAGUCUUAAGGGUCCAUUUCUUGAAACUGAGAUUUAUGCA